AUGAUAAGCAUUCUGGUAUCAUUUCCAGAAAAUCCUAUCGAUUUACAUAUUACGGCGUGUGCGCUAUCUCUGUUAAUCAUUCUGUGGCCGCCUCGGCAGAAAAUCUCUGUGGCCGCCUUUGUGCGCUAUUCGGCGUGUGCGCUAUCCUAUAUGAAUCUCUGUGGCCGCCUCGGCGUGUGCGCUAUCAAUCCGCCUCGGCGUGUGCGCUAUCUCUGUGGCCGCCUCGGCGUGUCUAUGUCCCGCCUCGGUGUGCGUUAUCUCUGUGGCCGCCUCGGCGUGUGCGCUAUCUCUGUAACCGCCUUAUCUCUGUGGCCGCCUCGGCGUGUGCGCUAUCUCUGUAGCCGUUAUGUGCGCUAUCUCUGUGGCCGCCUCGGCGUGUGCGCUAUCUCUGUGGCCGCCUCGGCGUGUGCGCUAUCUGUGGCCGCCUCGGCGUGUGCGUUAUCUCUGUGGCCGCCUCGGCGUGUGCGCCUCGGCCGCCUCGGCGUGUGCGCUAUCUCUGUAGCCGCCUCGGCGUGUGCGCUAUAUCUGCCGCCUCGGCGUGUGCGUUAUCUCUGUGGCCGCCUCGGCGCGUGUCGCGUUAUAUCUCUGUGGCCGCCUCGGCGUGUGCGCUAUUAUCUCUGUGGCGUGUGCCUCUCUGUGGCCGCCUCGGCGUGUGCGUUAUCUCUGUGGCCGCCUCGGCGUGUGCGUUACCUCUGUGGCCGCCUCGGCGUGUGCGCUAUCUCUGUGGCCGCCUCGGCGUGUGCGCUAUCUCUGUGGCCGCCUCGGCGUGUGCGCUAUCUCUGUGGCCGCCUCGGCGUGUGCGCUAUCUCUGGCCGCCUCGGCGUGUGCGCUUAUCUCUGUGGCCGCCUCGGCGUGUGCGUUAUCUCUCUGUGGCCUCGGCUCGCUAUCUCUGCGCCGCCUCGGCGUGUGCUAUCUCUGUGGCCGCCUCGGCGUUAUAUCUACCUGCCUGAAUCCAAAUGA
Acanthosepion pharaonis is the source of this 960-nucleotide messenger RNA. The record is from the annotation of a GenBank genome assembly. NCBI's taxonomy places the organism in Eukaryota, Metazoa, Mollusca, Cephalopoda, Sepiida, Sepiidae.